Molecule: messenger RNA, 1937 nt
Organism: Malus domestica (apple)
Lineage: Eukaryota; Viridiplantae; Streptophyta; Magnoliopsida; Rosales; Rosaceae
Product: protein SHORT-ROOT-like
Biological process (GO): regulation of DNA-templated transcription
Cellular component (GO): nucleus
Molecular function (GO): sequence-specific DNA binding; DNA-binding transcription factor activity
Source: RefSeq, a predicted model, not a curated record
UUUGUAAUAGAGGCCACAAUAAUAAUUAAAUAAACUAAUUAGCAAGAAAAGGACUUCAAAUAUAAUAGUAUUUGCUUUCCAUAUCCUGGCAAUUUCUGAGCUCAAAUGAGAUAGCGAGGGAGCUCUGCAAAUAAUUAGGUGGUUCAUACUCUCUUAAAGAGCCAAAGGAGCUUAAUUAGCAGGUAGCUGUACGCUCAUAAUUAAUUAAAGUGGUCGAUAUGGACAUAUCUCUUUUCUCUCCUAAUAAGGAAGCAAAUUUUCUGCAGCAGUACUCAAACCAGAUCAAGAUCAAUGGUCUGGCAGCAGCUAUAGACAUGCAAAGCACCAAUCAGCAGCCCCAGAAUAGUCACACAUCAACAAGCCGUUCAUGGGGGUCCAGCGAGCCUUGUCCGGAGGGUGCUAAAUGGGCUUCAAGGCUUCUCAUGGAGUGUGCAAGGGCAGUCUCAGAAAAAGACUCCAGUAAAAUUAAUCACCUUCUCUGGAUGUUGAACGAGAUGGCUUCUCCUUAUGGGGACUGUGAGCAGAAACUGGCUUUUUAUUUUUUGCAGGCUCUCUUUUGCAAGGCUACGGAAUCAGGUCUCCGGUGCUACAAAACCCUAACCUCAGUAGCUGAAAAGAGUCACUCCUUUGAUUCAGCCAGGAAGUUAAUACUAAAGUUCCAAGAGGUAAGCCCUUGGACAACUUUUGGUCAUGUGGCUUCAAACGGUGCUAUAUUGGAAGCCUUGGAGGGAGAAACCAAACUUCACAUAAUUGAUAUAAGCAAUACCAUUUGCACCCAGUGGCCUACUUUGUUAGAAGCUUUGGCCACGAGAAACGAUGAGACGCCGCAUUUGAAGCUCACCGUCGUGGUAACAGCAAGCAUAGUCAAGUCAGUGAUGAAGGAAAUUGGCCAAAGAAUGGAGAAAUUUGCUAGGUUAAUGGGUGUUCCCUUUGAGAUUAAUGUGAUCAGCGGGUUAAACAAUUUGGGAGAGCUCACAAAAGAGGAUCUAGGUGUUCAGGAGGAUGAGGCUGUUGCUGUGAAUUGCAUUGGGGCCUUGAGAAGAGUGGAAGUGGAAGAGAGAGGGGCGGUUAUUCGGAUGUUUCAAUCGCUUCGGCCUCGCGUUGUGACUGUUGUUGAGGAAGAAGCUGAUCUUUUCAGCUCAUCAGUAAAUCAUGACUUUGUCAAGUGCUUUGAAGAGUGCCUUAGGUUUUACACUUUGUACUUUGACAUGCUAGAGGAAAGCUUUGUCCCAACUAGCAAUGAAAGACUGAUGCUAGAGAGGGAGUGCUCGAGAAGCAUAGUUAGGGUUUUGGGUUGUGAUCAUCACGAUCACGAUGAUGACAAAAAUGGUGGGGAGUGUGAGAGAAGGGAGAGAGGAAGCCAAUGGUCUGACAGGCUCAAGGUGGCAUUUUCGCCGGUUGGAUUCAGCGACGAUGUUGUGGAUGAUGUCAAGGCGUUGCUGAAGAGGUAUCGAGCCGGCUGGGCACUAGUACUACCACCACCACAAGGAGGAGGAGAAGGAGGAGGGGAUGAUAUUGAUCAAACAGGAAUAUACUUAACAUGGAAAGAGGAACCUGUAGUAUGGGCUUCCAUAUGGAAACCCUCUGCUAGUUAAUGUGUGGCUGCCCAAUUACCAAAAUUAUUGCAAGCCUACUACGUUCAGAAAGAUUCAAGGGAAUUGAAGAUCACUUCAUAUAUGGAGAUCCUCCUCCCUUUCUUCAAAAUCUUUUUUUUUUCCUUCUUAUGUCCUACUUUUUUCCUUUUGCUUAGUGCUUGGGAGUUUGUGUAUGGUUUUUGGUUUUAUUUUAUUGUUCUUGUCCUCUUUUUUAAGUUUCCCCAAAUAGAUAGCAGUGUUAAUUUUCAUUUAGAUUGCUUGCUUACAAUCUUGCGUCCAUCCCUGAGAGGUAUUCUGUAAUAUGUAUUUUCACUAGAUAUUGAACAACAUUAUUAGUUCUCA